This is a messenger RNA of Neospora caninum, 1335 nucleotides long. RefSeq lists its product as hypothetical. Gene Ontology annotation, biological process: proteasome-mediated ubiquitin-dependent protein catabolic process. The coding region runs from base 1 to 1335 and encodes 444 amino acids. The transcript has 9 exons. Gene Ontology annotation, molecular function: protein binding. Gene Ontology annotation, cellular component: cytoplasm; nucleus. Lineage: Eukaryota; Apicomplexa; Conoidasida; Eucoccidiorida; Sarcocystidae. The record is from RefSeq and is a predicted model, not a curated record.
AUGGCGACUUUAUCUACAGCCCGCGCGUCUGGGCCUUCGGGAGGCGCAGGCGCACUCGGCGCCGCCGGCGGAUCCCCCUCAACCGGCGGUGCGAGCGCGUUUUCGCCUUCAGGGUCUCUCGCGGGAUUCCUGGAAAACUUUGCUGCUUUUCGGCCUUCCACUGGAGACAAUGACGAUAGCGACGAGUCGGGGAUGCCGCCUGGAGGCGGAUGCACAAUGCGCGAGUGGACGGAGCGCAUGGCCGAAGUCGAGGUGUACGAGCGCGAUUUGCAUCGCCUGAUUCUGAACUUUUUCACGGUCAACGGCUUUGGCGAGGCAGCUGCUGAGUUCGCCGAGGAAACCGGGUUGCAGCCGGACAUGCCGCUAGCGUCCAUAACGCGCAGGUCUCAGAUUCGCGAGGCCGUGCUGGAGGGCAGAAUGGAAGAAGCGCUUCGCCUCAUCGAUUUGGUGGAUCCGCAGAUUCUCGCAUCCAACCCGGAAGUGAACUUUCUCCUCAAGCAGCAACAACUUCUCUCUCUCAUCGAACGCGGCGAUACAUUCGCGGCGAUCGAUUUCGCCCAGCUGGAGCUCGCGCCAUGCGUCAGACAGCAUCCGGAUCUUCUCCCGAAACUCGAGGAAGCCAUGGCGCUUCUCGCAUUCAGCGACUUGAAGUGUGAAGAAGCGCAGCGACUCCUGGGAGGAAUGGACCAAAGACAGCAGACUGCGCGCCGGACUGAUGAGGCGAUUCUCGACUUUUUCAAUCUCGAACAAGAAUCGGCUCUCGAACACAUUGCCAAGAACGCCCUGUGGAGUCAGGAGCAAGUGCGCAAGAAGAAGCCGCUCUCGUGCCCCGCGCUGUUGAACCUCGCUACGGGGGCGAUGUCCCUGAAUGGGUCUGCGGACUUUGCCAGCGAGCGCGAGGGCCUGCCCGUGCCUCUUCCUUCGUGCACCCAUCCCGACUUUGCUUCUAACUCCGCGCGCGACUCUGGUGGCUCCGCCGGCGUCUUUCCUCGGCGUCACGGCCUUCGGGCCCGAGGCUCCGGCCCCGCUGAAGAGCCGGAACGGGAGACUGGUGGGGGAGCCCAAGGCUCCAGCGGAGCCACCGACCCCGAGGGGACCGCUGGUGCGCAGGGCGCGGGCCCGUCCGGAGGGCCUCACGACCGCGCCGGCGCCGGGGGAAGGACCGGCGAAGGCCCCGAGGGCGCUGGCGGGGCGGGCGUCGCGCGACUGGCUUUUCGCAGUGGACAGGCGGGGUCUGUGACGUCUCUUGGUCGAGGGGUUCAGGGCGAACGCAGCUCAGGCACAGGUGGGAGGAGACAAGGCGACAGGGGGCGACGCCGAGAAGGCGGCAGCUAG